Protopterus annectens (West African lungfish) is the source of this 5522-nucleotide messenger RNA. RefSeq names its product inka box actin regulator 2 (gene INKA2). Gene Ontology annotation, cellular component: nucleus. The coding region runs from base 1194 to 2264 and encodes 356 amino acids. Gene Ontology annotation, molecular function: protein kinase binding; protein serine/threonine kinase inhibitor activity. The record is from RefSeq and is a predicted model, not a curated record. NCBI's taxonomy places the organism in Eukaryota, Metazoa, Chordata, Ceratodontiformes, Protopteridae. The transcript is spliced from 2 exons.
UAUGCUCUACGAUGCCAAAUAUGUAUUCUGUAACCAAGUGUGCUGUUCUUUAUGCCUUGAACGAAAGUUUGUGUCUGCAAACGGAUAUUUGUGAUACCCACACUUCGCAGACUCAAUAAAGAAAUGAAGGAGUUUGUUCUAAGAGGGAAGUAUCACCUUUUCUUAAAACCAGAGUUAACCUUAACUGUGAUUAUGUAUAUCUUAUGAACACGUUGGAGUGUCCAUGCUACUUUCAUUUCAACGCCCACAAGAGAUACAAAAACUAUUGUGUCUGUGUUUAACCCCAACUACAAACCCACCAGAGCAGACACACCCACGUCUGCUCUUAUCACAACUAAUGAAGAUGAGGAAAGACGUGGAAGGUUGUAAAUAAUAAAAUCAGUAAACAUCUCUGCUGAAAGAAAGGCAACCCGAUCUGACGCCAGAGAGCACAUUGCUGCAUUAUUUCGAAUUCAGCAAGAACUGUAAGAAAGGAGCGACGUGAUUGGUGGAGGUGGCUGUCCCCACUCACUCUGCAUUGUGACACUCUGCUUGUUACACACGCACAUACUGCGCACCCUGGAGCGCAGAGCUACUAAGCACAAACCAGCACCUCUUGAAGCAUUUUACAAGCUUUAAUUCAUUUUUUUCCAACGUCUUGGGUUUUAAACUGUGGUGGGUAGGAUACUUGUUACCGCUGCCUUGACCAGAGUGCUUUACUAUCUGCCCUUUAGCGUGGCACAGUGCAAACACAGUAUUUCUGCAGAGAACUAGACUGGGCUGGACUUUGGAACAGGCACCUCAUUCAAACAUCGGAACACGCACCUCAUUCAUCCAAAGACAUUGCUUGAAGGCUUUGGCUAAAGAAAUGCGAGCGGCUUUAUACAUCCGGACUUUAGCUUUUAUUUAAUUAUUAGACGCUUUUGGUCAGUGAAAGUUACCCCAGGAGACGUGAAAUUAAAUUAUUUAUUUACACCUCCGAAGCUUUGAUGAUACAACUAACAAGAUCGCAAAAUACAGGGACCUUUGUCUUCUAAUUAUUAAAAAAGUAACUGGAAACUACUGGUUAGUUUCAGUUAAGACUUAAGAGCUGAUGUUGACAGGAUUCUUUUAAGUCCUGUUCUGUAUGGUCCGCAGACCCAGUUUGUUUCAUGCAUCCAUAAACCACCCCGAGAGGAAGAGUCCCUGCACUGCGAGCGCAGUUUGCUGAGAGAAUGGAGAAGAAAAGCAUGGACAACUGCUUACGACGCCUGAAGCAGGAGCUGGUAUCCAUGAAGGAAGCUGGCGAUGGCUUACAUGACCAAAUGAAUUGCAUGAUGGGUGCACUACAGGAAUUGAAGCUUCUUCAGGUUCAGACAGCACUGGAACAGCUAAGGCUCUCUGGAGAUCCAUGUCACACUCUAGCAGUUAGCCAGCAUCAGCGAUGGUUAAAUGGCGGUGAGAGCUUGAGCACUGGAGAGGAGUCCACCAUGCAAAUGGAACGCACACUUGAUUCCGCAGAAUCAUUCACAUCUAUAAGCCCUGUGAAGCAUUCUGGGUCUCCUAAUUUUACAAAAUGUAUUGCAUCAGCUAGCACACCAGAACACAAGUGUGAAUCCACAUGUGAAAUUCUGGCCAGAAAUGGUUCUCUGAACUCUUGCUGUAGUUGCACAGCAGCCCAAUACAAUUUAUUGGAACCUGAAUGGUCACUAAAUUCAAGCUAUAGCAAACAGUAUCGGGAGGACAGUACUUACCACACCUUUUCUAGCAAUAACUCAGGAUACUGUGACUAUGAAAAUGAUGAUUCACGUGACUGGACAUGCUCCCUAAUGUCCCAGAGCAGAAAUCGCCAACCUCUUAUUUUAGGAGAUAAUAUCUUUGCAGAUCUGGUGGAAAAUUGGCUUGAUUUACCUGAACCAGAAAAAAAAUGUGAUUCAUAUGAUCAAUCAGCAAUCAGAAGGUCUCCAGAUUUCCACAAGAAGUUUUCUCUCACCACCAAUAUAUUUAAAAAGCUUUUACGCAGUGUUAGACCAGACAAAGAUAAACUUCUUAAGGAAAAGCCAGGCUGGUUACCUACAGAAGACCAAAGCAAUGAAAUAUACAAAAGACAUAAAAAGUUAAAUAAGAAAAAGAAAAAGUUUUAUUUUCCUUUUCAGGGAAAUUCCCAUGGUGUUCAUAAUAAAAGUGGAAAGUUCAAAGCAUCAGAAGAAAAACCUGACAACACUGUUGUUUGCACAAAAAUAGUGUACAAUUCUGUAGAAAAAGCACAACCAGUGUUUGAUAUGAAUACUGCUGUUUGGGUGUGAGAGAAGUCAAGAGAAACCACAUUUAUUCUCAGCUGAAAUGAGAUGGAUGUUUAUUUGCUCUGACCCCCUUCUGGUUAUCAUACUUAUCUCCCAGCCACCUUACUGACUCAUUCAUUCCCCAGGGAAAAGAGCCCCACAGCCCAUUUAUUUCUCCUGGGUUAAGAGGUAAGCACUUGCAGAAUGGUAGCAUGCGCCGCAAUAAGAAUGGGAUUUUUCUCUGUGCAUACACGUUCUGCAUUUGGGCAUGCAGUGGGCAUUGGAUGGGAGUAUCACUUGCUUCUACUGUGGCAUAAGUCUGCUGGACAACUUAACCCCUUUGAGGGAAAACAUCUACACUGUCUCCAGUCCCUGAUUAGGAGCCAGAAAUGAGCUCACAUUCCUGGGCAUACAUCCCCCCUUUCAUUCUGAGAGAAGUGACAAAUCUCAGUCUCUGCAUAUAUUCCUGGGCAUUAACCCCCUUCCAUCCUGACAGAAGUGACAAAUCUCAGUUUCUGCUUAUAUUCCUGGGCAUUAACCCCCUUCCAUCCUGACAGAAGUGACAAAUCUCAGUCUCUGCAUAUAUUCCUGGGCAUUAACCCCCUUCCAUCCUGACAGAAGUGACAAAUCUCAGUUUCUGCUUAUAUUCCUGGGCAUUAACCCCCUUCCAUCCUGACAGAAGUGACAAAUCUCAGUCUCUGCUUAUAUUCUUGGGCAUUAACCCCCUUCCAUCCUGACAGAAGUAACAUAUCUCAGUCUCUGCUUAUAUUCCUGGGCAUUAAUCCCCUUCCAUCCUGACAGAAGUGACGAAUCUGAGUCUGUCAUUCUUCUGCCACCCCAGAUGGCUCUUCCAGCACUUACUCUGGUAAAUGUUCCCUGGUCAUCUGGGCUGUUGUCAGGUUUGUACUACUAUAGGUUUACUGAUUUGGGGAUUUAUUUAUUUUUUUAACCUCAGAGUGACAAUGCCUAAUGCUCCACUUGUUCCAUUACAUCAAGAUCAGUCUCAAUACAUCUGUACAUCAAAACACCAUGUAGUACAGUGUCUGUUUGAACCAUAUGCUACCAGCAUCUCCUCUACAUACAUAUAUGCAUGGCUUACAGAAGGACAACCCCCUCAGUGGAUACUCAAACAGACAAAUGUUGCUCACACCCCUUGUCCUGCCUAGCUCAUUAAAUGCCAUAGUCACUGUUUGAAUUCAGUCAUCUGGGUCAUAGUCAAGGCUUAAUCCCUGUACUCUAAAGAAUCUGGCUGGUUUGAAUAUUUUUAAAGUAUUGCAAAAUAAGACAAGUGGAAUGUUACCUUAGCGGGGUGAUUACACUUUUUGCAAGGUAUAAGUCUUAAGGCAAGUUUCAGAUAUCAGAGAAAAAUGCAGAUACUUAGACUCCUGACAUGUCAUUUACCUUCUUACCCCACUAGCCCCCACACUUCACUCAAUACCUUUCCAAGGCUGCAUGUAUAUCUGUGAUGGAAUAAUGAAUUAUUCUUGGAGCAUGGACACCCCUUCCAGCAACACAUCUCUAGUUUUCCUCAUUAUGAAUAUGCGUGCCAGUAUAGCCACUAAGAUAUUUUUAUAAAAUGGUCCCAAGCUUUGAGCAGGUUUGUUUGUGAAAAGAAUUCUGCAUGGCAGAAAUGGAAAAAAAACUUUUUUUUUUCUCUUGAGUAAGGUGCCUUUUGGCUUUCUGUUUUGUUUUGUUUUUUUUGGGGGGGGGUUAAAAGCCUGGCUAUUUUCCCCACUCAGAAUGUCUGCCCUACUUUCAUUUUUAGAGUAUAGUAACUAGCAUUCACUUUUAUCUGUGCUGGUCUCCAGUGACUAUAUGGUAUUGCAACUUUGGAUUUGGAAACAGCUCACCAUUUAGAGCUUUUCUUUUUAGUUUUGAGAACAGCUUAAUACACUUGGUUCUGCCACUCAGAUCUUUUCCAUUAGUUAAAAAUCAAAUAUGGAAAAGAAAAGAAAUAUAUAAAACAUGCCAUGUUCAUCAUUCUGACAGCACAUAUAUGUUUUGCCACAAGACUGGCGAUAUUUGUAAUACACAAAACAAAUGAAAACCAUGCAACUCCAGUGAAAGUCCAGUUCACAUCACAAAACACAAACUCAGAUAGACAGUGUUGAAAAUAGCAGUUUACCUUGUACAGUUUGUAUAGUAAUACAUCGUAGCAGUUUACCUUGUACAGUUUGUACAGUAAUACAUCGUAGCAGUUUACCUUGUACAGUUUGUAUAGUAAUACAUCGUAGCAGUUUACCUUGUACAGUUUGUAUAGUAAUACAUCGUAGCAGUUUACCUUGUACAGUUUGUAUAGUAAUACAUCGUAGCAGUUUACCUUGUACAGUUUGUAUAGUAAUACAUCGUAGCAGUUUACCUUGUACAGUUUGUAUAGUAAUACAUCGUAGCAGUUUACCUUGUACAGUUUGUACAGUAAUACAUCGUAGCAGUUUACCUUGUACUUUUUGUACAGUAAUACAUCGUAGCAGUUUACCUUGUACAGUUUGUAUAGUAAUACAUCGUAGCAGUUUACCUUGUACAGUUUGUACAGUAAUACAUCGUAGCAGUUUACCUUGUACAGUUUGUACAGUAAUACAUCGUAGCAGUUUACCUUGUACAGUUUGUACAGUAAUACAUCUUAUGUACCAUACUGUUGUAGUAUAUACUUCAUGCCUUAAGAAGAACACACACAAUACGAGUUUAUAAAUGAGCUUGCAAAUGAGGAUUGCUGAUUUUUUGUUACAGAAUGGUUUAUACUUAUGUUACUGGGAAGAACCGAGUUCUUCAAUUAUUGACCCUUGAAGGGUGCUUAAUAAUAGUACAAUGUUGACUCUUCCAGCUCACUAUAAAUCCAUGAUUUUUCCACAGAAUGAUGCUACUACAUGCAGUAAUCUGUAAAAGCACAACAUCUCAGCUGUAAAACUGUUUGACUUUUAUUUCAGGACACUUAGCAAAAGAAACAUUCCAAGAAAUAAUACUCCUUAAAGUGAGCUUCUCUGAGACAAAAUUUUUUGCUUAAUGUAAAAAGAGUAUUUUGUCUGAAAAUAAUAAUGUAUUUUAUGUAAAUGCAACUGACUAGAAAAUGAAUAUUACAAUUGCCACUGCAGAUUUUUAAACAAUGUUAAAAAAUGAUGACGUAGUAAGUUUACUUCACUGUGAUGGUCACAGGAUCAAGCAGUUGGUGUUAUAUUACUAGUCAUAAAAAGUAGCUCAGGUUUUUAAAACUGGAGUGUACAAAGUAAUUUACUUUUACAGUCAAUCCACUGGUUUUAAGCUGUAAAUAAAACAAAUUAUUUCAAA